UCGAUAUUGUUGCCUUUCCACGUGCAUUUCCCUACACGCUUUUUUACUUUAAAAAUUCUUUAUCAACGGGUUUUCUUUAAUAUUUUCAAUAAAACGUAGCAAAUUUUUACCCAACAAAUAUGGGACGUAAAGCAGAAUAUAAUGAAAAACCUAAAAAGGGACCUGGACGUAAGGCUCGCAAACAAGGAGCGCCAACAUUUACCAAGAAAACAUUCGCUCCCAUGGAAGCUGAAGAGAAAAAGUUGACACAUCGUCAGAAGCAGCGUGUGGCCAAGAGGGUACAAAAUAAGGCUAUUAUUAAACAAAAACAGAAGCUGUCCAAGGAAAAGAAACAGAAUAAACAAAAGCAAAAGGAAUACCAUAGUGAUAGUGAAGAAGAGGAUGAGUUAAUGGAUGGAAGUAAUGGUGCGGCAGAGGAACAAGAUUCUGAAGAGGAGUUAAGUGAUGCUGAAGAAGAGGUGGUGGUUAAGAAGACCAAAGGUUUUACCGACGAUAAUCAGGAAUGGUUAAAACCAAAAGAUAAGAAAAAGGCAGGAAAGCAAUUAAUAGAAGAGGAAGCUGAAGAUGAUGAUGAAGAGGAGGAAGAUGAUGAUGAAGAAGAUGAAGUUGAAGAUGAUGAUGAAGAGGAGGUGGAAGAAGAAGAGGAAGCUGUAGAUGAUGAUGAAGAAGAGGAAGAUGAUGAAGAUUUAGAAGCCUCUGAUGACGAUGAAGCUGCUGUUAAAUUAGGCAAAUUAGAUGAUCUUUCUGACGAUGAGGAUGCUAAUUCUGAUGAUGAUUUUGAUGUUUCCGAUGGCGAAGAUGAUGAUGACGAUGAAGAAGAUGACGACGAUGAUGAGGACGAUGAAGAUUUACUGCCAAUUGAGAAACAGAAUAAGAAACUGAAAAAACGUGAAGCCAAAGAAGCUAAAUUGGCCGCCGAAGAAAUGCAAAUGUCCGUUGACCAACAAGAUAUUUUCCAAUUCCCCGUAGAGGAUGACGAACAACCAGAAUUAACAAUCCAAGAUGUACAGCAACGUAUUAAGGAUGUCACAUUAGUGUUGUCUGAUUUCAAUAAAUAUCGUGACCCCGAGCGUCCCCGCAGUGAUUACAUGGAUCUAUUGAAAAAAGAUUUGUGUCUGUACUACAGUUACAAUGACUUUUUAAUGGGCAAACUUAUGGACAUGUUUCCAUUGUCAGAACUCAUGGAAUAUUUGGAAGCUUCCGAGGUUGCACGUCCCCUCACCAUCAGAACGAACACCUUAAAGACCAGAAGAAGGGAUUUGGCAGCUGCCUUGAUUAACAGAGGUGUUAAUCUCGAUCCUUUGGGCAAAUGGACUAAAGUUGGUUUGGUCAUCUACAACUCCCAGGUACCCUUGGGUGCUACCCCUGAAUAUUUGGCUGGUCAUUAUAUGAUUCAAGGUGCCUCCUCUAUGCUACCAGUUAUGGCUUUGGCGCCUCAUGAAAAUGAAAGAAUUUUGGAUAUGUGCUCGGCUCCCGGAGGUAAGGGUUCUCAUAUUGGUGCCAUUAUGAAAAACACUGGUGUGUUAUUUGCCAAUGACUUCAACAAGGAUCGUGUUAAGGCCGUUGUAGCCAACUUCCAUCGUUUGGGCAUAGUAAACUCCAUUGUUUCUUGUGAGGAUGGUAACAAAUUCAGGCAGGUUAUGACUGGAUUCGAUAGAGUUCUUUUAGAUGCUCCAUGCACGGGCACAGGUGUAGUUUCAAAAGAUCCCAGUGUCAAGACAUCAAAGUCAUCGGUAGAUGUACAAAGAUGCUAUAAUUUGCAACGCAAACUUUUACUAACAGCCAUUGAUUGCACGGAUGCCAAGUCUUCUACUGGAGGUUACAUUGUGUACUCCACCUGUUCCGUUUUACCAGAGGAAAACGAAUGGGUUAUUGAUUAUGUGCUGAAGAAGAGAAACGUCAAACUGGUGCCCACUGGUUUGGACUUUGGUGUAGAAGGUUUCACUAAGUACAGGCAAUACAGAUUCCAUCCUUCCUUGAACUUGACCAAACGUUAUUAUCCUCAUACUCACAACAUGGAUGGUUUCUUUGUAGCCAAAUUGAAAAAGUUCUCCAACACAAUACCCGUAAGCAAAGAACAACAGGAAGAAGAUGAGAAGCAAUUAGAUGAAGGUAUCAAUACCGCCGAUGAAGUUCCUGCUGAAAAUGAAGGCGAAGACGAAAUUGGUGGCGAUGAUCCUAAGGGACGUAAGAAACUGGGCAAACGUGCUGGCAAACCAACUUUAAGCACUUUUGAAUUGGAUGCUAAAAAGAGAAAAAUUGAACAAGCCAAAACCAAGUAUAUAGCCAAGGUAUUCGAAGCACCCGUCAAGGUGGAAAAGAAGAAAAAGGAACCCGAAAUGGAUGUGGAUGAAGCUCCCAAAAAGCCAGCUGACAAUAAAGUAUCCGAUAAAGCAAACAAACAAGAGAAGGCAAAGUCACAAGAAACACAACAGCAAACAGAAAAGCCACAAAUUCCCAAUAGAAAACAAAAAAAGUUUGAGAAGAAACAGGAAACUCCUGUAGCUGUGGAAAAACAAACACCUGCAGCUGAAAAGCAAGUAACUGCCAACAAGAAUCUGAAAAAGUUUGGCAAGAAACAGGAAACUCCUGUAGCUGUGGAAAAACAAACUCCUGUAGCUGUGGAAAAGCAAGUAACUGCCAACAAGAAUCAGAAAAAGUUUGGCAAGAAACAGGAAACUCCUGUAGUUGUGGAAAAACAAACACCUGCAGCUGAAAAGCAAGAAACUGCCAACAAGAAUCAGAAAAAGUUUGGUAAGAAACAGGCAAAACCACAAGGAGUUGAGAAACAAACAACAGCAACAGAAGUUAAACCCCAAGCGAACGCCAAUGGUGAAAAGCAACAAAAGAAAUUCGACAAGAAAGCAAAUAAGCCACAAACACCAACUGCAGAAGUUAAACCUAAAGCGAACGCUAAUGGUGAAAAGCAACAAAAGAAAUUCGACAAGAAAGCAAAUAAACCACAAACAACAGCUGCUGAAGAGAAACCGAAAGUAACUGAUGAAAAGCCACAAACUCCUAAAGAACUUACGGACAAGAAACAACAAAAGAAAUCAGAUAAACCACAACCCACAAACGGUCAGGCAAAACCACAACAACAACAACCCAAUAAGAAAUUUGCCAAGCUACAGAAAUCUUUAAAUAACUCCCAAGAUAUGGAUGCUAUUGCACCGCUCUUAGAAGGUAAACCCAUUAAAAAGCAAAAUCAAAAUAAACAAAAGUCUAAACAAAUUGGUAAAUUGAAACAGAAUAAAAAUAAAAAACAGAAGUAAAUAGAAAUGCUGGUUUUGUAGGCACCCAGAGAAAUUUUAUCAAUAUUUCUUAACGUCUUGUUUAUUAUAAAUAAUAAAAUCAUAUAGUUUUAUUUUAAUAACUUUUUAUAUUAAGUUUAAAGAAAACAAAAAAAAAUAAUAAAAUGUAAGUACCUUCUUUUGCAAAAAAGGUAUGAAAAUAAAAAUUGUUGAAAAACUAAAAAUAA
Molecule: messenger RNA, 3478 nt
Organism: Calliphora vicina (urban bluebottle blowfly)
Lineage: Eukaryota; Metazoa; Arthropoda; Insecta; Diptera; Calliphoridae
Exons: 2
Coding region: 120-3272 (1050 amino acids)
Biological process (GO): rRNA base methylation; maturation of LSU-rRNA
Cellular component (GO): nucleolus
Molecular function (GO): rRNA (cytosine-C5-)-methyltransferase activity; RNA binding
Source: RefSeq, a predicted model, not a curated record